AGGGGGACGAAGAAAGGCAAUGAGAGAAAAUUUAGUAAAAUGACUGGCUAUGUGCAAACUGAUGAAAAGAAAGAUGAUGAUGUUCCCAUGUUCCAUGUCCACGUGUAUAGUGCUAAUGGCGGCCGUAGACCAUACAGGGCCAUUUUUGAUGUAAAUGGAAGGAAGGUUCCAAUGGAAAUUGACACGGGAGCAGGAGUCAGCAUUAUCUCUGAAAACGUGUAUGAACGUUCAUUCUCUCGUAUACCACUAGAGGGAAGUAGUGUAGCACUAAAGGGCUACUUAGGCGAGACAAUUCCUGUAAAAGGACAGUUCAUGGCUAAAGUGAAGUAUGAAAAUCAGACUGUUGACUUGCCACUGAUUGUUGUGGGAGUUGAGGGACCGUCACUCUGCGGACGAGAGUGGCUAGAUAAAAUAAAGUUAAACUGGGAAAUGAUCAAAACAGUCACAGAAAACAAAAUGCAAGCAUCUCCAAGAGCCAAGUCCAUCCGAGAAGUACUUGCAAAACAUGAUGAUGUCUUCACUGAUGAGUUAGGGACAUUAAAGGACAUUAAGGCAACAAUAUCCGUAAAGCCUGAUACAGUCCCUAAAUUCCACAAAGCCCGUGUUUUGCCCUUUGCCAUGAAAGAAAAAGUUGAAAAAGAACUGGAACGCCUUGAGAAAGAUGGCGUCAUCACCCCUGUCAAGCACAGUGAGUGGGCUGCUCCAGUCGUUCCAGUACCCAAGCGAGAUGGUGGACUUCGCUUGUGUGGUGAUUACAAGAUAACAGUGAACCAAGCUAUUAACACAGAGACACAUCCACUACCACGCAUCGAGGAGGUGUUAGCCACACUAUGUGGUGGGAAAAUAUUCUCCAAAAUAGAUUUGGCUGCAGCUUAUCAACAAAUUCUUCUCGAUGACGACUCAAAAAAAUUUACUACAAUCAAUACACACAAAGGACUGUUUGUGUACAAUAGACUGUGUUUUGGCGUCAACUCUGCUGUCAGUAUUUUCCAAAGGAUAAUGGAGACUCUAAUGAAGGACCUCAACGUGGUGGUCUACCUCGAUGACUUGCUCGUGAUGGGCCGAGACGAAUCCGAGCACCUAACGAACCUGGACAGAGUUCUUCAGCGGCUGAAAGAGAAUGGUCUGAGAGUGAAGAAGACUAAAUGUGACUUUGGUAAGACGCAGAUCGAGUACCUGGGACACGUGCUGGAUGGAAAAGGUGUCUACCCGUCCAAAGAUAAGGUCAGAGCCAUUCAUGAUGCUCCAGCACCCACAAACACUCCAUGGAGACCAGCUGCGUCUUCGAUACCCACCUGACAUUUUAGAUCCUGGACCUGAAAGUGCGACUCAGUCAGCUGAGCAGGAGAAAGACUUUGACGAACCGGAGUCCACAAUUCCUGCAUCACCAGCUUUUGCACCAGACCCGCCUGAGCCACUUGUGCCAGAGACAGUCGUUUUGAGACGUUCAGUACGUAAAGCACAACGCCCUUUACGUUACAGGGAUUGAUUGUGAUGUCAUAAUUUGAAAGAAGUUCAAAUUGAGUUUGUUUAUCAUUGAAGAAAUGUUAUGCAGUAUGAUGGAUAAGGAAAUGUGAAUUUGUUAUGUACCUUUAAACUAAGGGGGGAGGUAAUGUGGUGUAUUAACCACCAUAGUUAUUUGUAUGUUGUUUGGACGCAUUGAGUUUCCGUACUCUGUAUUGCCAUCUACUGCGCAUGUGUAAAAUGUUACCGUGAAUGUCUCAGUCGCUUCCCCACGUUGUUAAUGGCGGAACUCAACGGUCGAAUACAUAAUAGAAAACACGUGUGUGUGCCUCGUCAUUUCAAGACACAACAACAUUCUUAAAACGUAAUCUGAGCAAAAGGGUGAAUUCAGAAUUGUGUAUAAAAGUGGUAGCCCAUCGUAUUAAUCGGCGACCAGGAAAUAGCUCACUUUC
This is a messenger RNA of Hippocampus comes (tiger tail seahorse), 1916 nucleotides long. RefSeq lists its product as uncharacterized. Lineage: Eukaryota; Metazoa; Chordata; Actinopteri; Syngnathiformes; Syngnathidae. The transcript has 2 exons. The record is from RefSeq and is a predicted model, not a curated record. Bases 40 to 1299 code for a protein of 419 amino acids.